AUGGUUGUCAUCAAAGAAUUAUCACUCUCUUCACAUAUACUCAUACCAGCACAGCCCUUGACCCCCAAGUCGUUCGCCAAGUUUGGAUAUGUCUUUUCUGCAGAUGAACAGAUACGAACUGCAAAAACGUCAAACGCCAACCAAGGCACAGCCGUCAAGUUGCUCAAAGUUGCUCCAGUGGUAAACAACAGCUCUCAUGCACCGUCCGGCAAGCUUGCGACUGCCAAUUGGAACAUUUUUCGGUGUACUCCGCCAAAAAAGUACAUUGUGCAAAAAGAGCACGAUCAACAAGUUUACACAGGCAGAGUUCUUGAACGCCAUCCAUAUUCCACGCAGACGUUUGUGCCGAUGGGUCGGGAUGCCGGUGAAAAGGCGUUUGUGGUGAUUUGUGCCCCGAACGACCCGAAUUUCGACGAUCUGCCUCUGGUGGAAAAAGCUGAGGCUUUUGUUUGCAGAGGCGACCAAUCGGUGACAUACGCGGCAGGUACGUGGCAUGCACCAAUGGUGGCAAUAGGCAGUAAGGGACAUCUUGAUUUUGCCGUUUUGGUGCAUGAAAAUGGAGUGCCAAACGAGGAUUGCCAGGAGGUGGUUUACAGUCCUGGGUUCGAGGUCAGCUUUAGUUACAGUUGA
Molecule: messenger RNA, 630 nt
Organism: Brettanomyces bruxellensis
Lineage: Eukaryota; Fungi; Ascomycota; Pichiomycetes; Pichiales; Pichiaceae
Exons: 1
Coding region: 1-630 (209 amino acids)
Biological process (GO): allantoin catabolic process
Molecular function (GO): ureidoglycolate lyase activity; ureidoglycolate hydrolase activity
Source: RefSeq, a predicted model, not a curated record